CCGGGUCCCCCUAGGUCCCCCCCCCCCAGCCCCCACCGGGGUCCAGCCCGGGAGGCGGGGGCCGGCGGCCGCCCUGUAGCCUCCGGCUGCCUGGCGGCGCUGGGGAGCUCUGGGAGGCGGACGGCUAGCGGAGCGGGAAUUGGCCCUCGGCGCUCGCCGUAGCACGGCUUGGAGGGCGGACGCUGGGUGCCCGGGGACGACGACAAAAGGAGGGAAGCGGAGAGCCGUUUGAGACCGGGAAGAGAGAGCGUGAGGUUGGGGCCCCGUUCCCCCGGGGGCGCCCCGGGCCAGCCUGGCACCUCCCGGCCUCCACGCAGGCCCCUGGCUCGUCCGGUCCGGCGCGGAGAGCGAAGGCUGGGUGAACUCAUGGACCUGAUACCUUUCUCUUGAGAAACAAACCAGCUGAAAAAAAAAAAAAAUGGCAUUUGUUGCAACACAAGGGGCCACGGUGGUUGACCAAACCACUCUGAUGAAAAAAUACCUUCAGUUCGUGGCAGCUCUCACGGAUGUAAAUACACCUGAUGAAACAAAGUUAAAAAUGAUGCAAGAAGUUAGUGAAAAUUUUGAGAAUGUCACAUCAUCUCCUCAAUAUUCCACAUUCCUCGAGCACAUCAUCCCCCGAUUUCUCACAUUUCUUCAAGAUGGGGAGGUCCAGUUUCUUCAGGAGAAACCAGCCCAGCAACUGCGGAAACUGGUCCUUGAAAUAAUUCACAGGAUACCAACCAACGAACAUCUUCGUCCUCAUACAAAAAACGUUCUAUCUGUGAUGUUUCGCUUUUUAGAGACGGAAAAUGAAGAGAAUGUUCUUAUUUGUCUAAGAAUCAUUAUCGAGCUACACAAACAGUUCAGGCCACCCAUCACACAAGAAAUUCAUCAUUUUUUGGAUUUUGUGAAACAGAUUUACAAGGAGCUUCCAAAAGUAGUGAACCGCUACUUUGAGAACCCUCAGGUGAUCCCCGAGAACACAGUCCCUCCCCCAGAAAUGGUUGGUAUGAUCACAACGAUUGCUGUGAAAGUCAAUCCAGAGCGCGAGGACAGUGAGACAAGAACACAUUCCAUCAUCCCAAGAGGGUCUCUUUCUCUGAAAGUGUUGGCAGAAUUGCCCAUUAUUGUUGUUUUAAUGUAUCAGCUCUACAAACUGAAUAUCCACAAUGUCGUUGCUGAAUUUGUGCCCUUGAUCAUGAAUACCAUUGCAAUUCAGGUAUCUGCACAAGCCAGGCAACAUAAGCUUUACAACAAGGAGUUGUAUGCUGAUUUUAUUGCUGCUCAGAUCAAAACAUUGUCAUUUUUAGCAUAUAUCAUCAGAAUUUAUCAGGAGUUGGUGACUAAGUACUCUCAGCAGAUGGUAAAAGGGAUGUUACAGUUACUUUCAAACUGCCCAGCAGAGACUGCACACCUCAGAAAGGAACUUCUCAUCGCUGCAAAGCAUAUCCUCACCACAGAGCUAAGAAACCAGUUCAUCCCUUGCAUGGACAAGCUCUUUGACGAAUCCAUACUGAUUGGAUCAGGAUAUACUGCUCGGGAGACUCUCAGGCCCCUCGCCUACAGCACGUUGGCCGACCUCGUGCACCACGUCCGUCAGCACCUGCCCCUCAGUGACCUCUCCCUCGCCGUCCAGCUCUUUGCCAAGAACAUCGAUGACGAGUCCCUGCCCAGCAGCAUCCAGACCAUGUCCUGCAAGCUGCUGCUGAACCUGGUGGACUGCAUCCGUUCCAAGAGCGAACAGGAGAGCGGCAACGGGAGGGACGUCCUGAUGCGGAUGCUGGAGGUCUUUGUCCUCAAAUUCCACACCAUCGCCCGGUACCAGCUCUCUGCCAUCUUUAAGAAGUGCAAGCCUCAGUCAGAACUCGGAGCGGUGGAGGCAGCCCUGCCCGGGGUGCCUGCUGCCCCUGCGGCCCCGGGCCCCGCCCCCUCCCCUGCGCCUGUCCCCACCCCCGCCCCGCCCCCACCCCCGACCCCAGCCACCCCCGUGACCCCGGCCCCUGUGCCUCCGUUUGAAAAGCAAGGAGAAAAGGAUAAAGAGGACAAGCAGACAUUCCAGGUCACAGAUUGCCGAAGUUUGGUCAAAACCUUGGUCUGUGGCGUCAAGACCAUCACGUGGGGCAUAACGUCAUGUAAAGCACCUGGUGAAGCUCAGUUCAUUCCCAACAAGCAGUUACAGCCCAAAGAGACUCAGAUUUAUAUAAAACUUGUGAAAUAUGCAAUGCAGGCUUUAGAUAUUUAUCAGGUCCAGAUAGCUGGAAAUGGACAGACCUACAUCCGAGUAGCAAACUGCCAGACCGUCAGAAUGAAGGAGGAGAAGGAGGUGUUGGAACACUUCGCCGGCGUGUUCACAAUGAUGAAUCCCUUAACGUUUAAAGAAAUCUUUCAGACGACAGUCCCUUACAUGGUGGAAAGAAUCUCAAAAAAUUAUGCUCUUCAGAUUGUUGCCAACUCCUUCUUGGCGAACCCUACUACCUCCGCUCUGUUCGCCACAAUCCUGGUGGAGUACCUCCUGGACCGCCUGCCGGAGAUGGGCUCCAGCGUGGAGGUCUCCAACCUGUACCUCAAGCUGUUCAAGCUGGUCUUUGGCUCAGUCUCCCUCUUUGCAGCUGAAAACGAACAAAUGCUGAAGCCCCACCUGCACAAGAUCGUGAACAGCUCAAUGGAACUUGCACAGACUGCCAAAGAGCCCUAUAACUACUUCCUGCUGCUCCGGGCCCUGUUCCGCUCCAUUGGGGGAGGUAGCCAUGACCUCCUGUAUCAGGAAUUUUUGCCUCUCCUACCAAACCUCCUGCAAGGCCUGAACAUGCUGCAGAGCGGCCUGCACAAGCAGCACAUGAAGGACCUGUUCGUGGAGCUGUGUCUCACGGUGCCUGUGCGGCUGAGCUCCCUCCUGCCCUACCUGCCCAUGUUAAUGGAUCCCCUGGUGUCUGCUCUCAACGGCUCACAGACGCUGGUCAGCCAAGGCCUGAGGACCCUGGAGCUGUGCGUGGACAACCUGCAGCCCGAUUUCCUCUACGACCACAUCCAGCCUGUCCGCGCGGAGCUCAUGCAGGCUUUAUGGCGCACUUUACGCAAUCCUGCUGAUAGCAUUUCUCACGUGGCCUAUCGUGUACUUGGUAAAUUUGGUGGCAGUAACAGGAAGAUGUUGAAGGAGUCCCAGAAGCUGCACUAUGUUGUGACUGAGGUUCAAGGCCCCAGUAUCACGGUGGAGUUUUCUGAUUGUAAAGCAUCUCUUCAGCUCCCGAUGGAGAAGGCCAUCGAAACCGCUCUAGACUGCCUGAAGAGUGCCAACACGGAGCCUUACUACCGAAGGCAGGCGUGGGAGGUGAUCAAGUGCUUCCUGGUGGCGAUGAUGAGUCUGGAGGACAAUAAACAUGCCCUCUACCAGCUUCUCGCACACCCUAACUUUACAGAAAAGACCAUCCCUAAUGUCAUCAUAUCACAUCGCUACAAAGCACAGGACACUCCAGCUCGGAAGACGUUUGAGCAGGCCCUGACUGGGGCGUUCAUGUCUGCCGUCAUUAAGGAUCUCCGGCCCAGCGCCCUGCCCUUUGUCGCCAGCUUGAUCCGCCACUACACGAUGGUGGCAGUUGCCCAGCAGUGCGGUCCUUUCCUGCUUCCUUGCUACCAGGUGGGCAGCCAGCCCAGCACAGCCAUGUUCCACAGUGAAGAAAAUGGGUCCAAAGGAAUGGAUCCCUUGGUCCUUAUUGAUGCAAUAGCCAUUUGCAUGGCAUACGAGGAAAAGGAGCUUUGCAAGAUUGGAGAGGUGGCACUAGCUGUGAUAUUUGAUGUUGCCAGUAUCAUCCUGGGCUCAAAGGAGAGGGCCUGCCAGCUGCCUCUGUUUUCUUACAUCGUAGAACGCUUGUGUGCGUGUUGCUAUGAGCAGGCCUGGUAUGCAAAGCUGGGGGGUGUGGUGUCCAUUAAAUUUCUCAUGGAGCGGCUGCCUCUCACUUGGGUUCUCCAGAACCAGCAGACGUUCCUCAAAGCGCUUCUCUUUGUCAUGAUGGACUUGACUGGAGAGGUUUCCAACGGGGCGGUUGCCAUGGCAAAGACCACCCUGGAGCAGCUUCUGAUGAGGUGUGCGACACCUUUAAAAGACGAAGAGAGAGCUGAAGAGAUCGUGGCAGCUCAGGAGAAGUCCUUUCACCACGUGACACAUGACUUGGUUCGAGAAGUCACCUCUCCAAAUUCCACUGUGAGAAAACAGGCCAUGCAUUCCCUGCAGGUCUUAGCCCAGGUCACUGGGAAAAGUGUGACAGUGAUCAUGGAGCCCCAUAAAGAGGUCCUCCAGGAUAUGGUCCCACCCAAGAAGCAUUUGCUCAGACACCAGCCUGCCAAUGCGCAGAUUGGCCUGAUGGAGGGGAACACGUUCUGUACCACGCUACAGCCCAGGCUCUUCACAAUGGAUCUUAACGUGGUGGAACAUAAGGUGUUCUACACAGAGCUGUUAAAUUUAUGUGAGGCUGAGGACUCCGCUUUAACAAAGCUGCCUUGUUACAAAAGCCUUCCGUCACUCGUACCUCUGCGAAUUGCAGCGUUAAAUGCGCUUGCUGCCUGCAACUACCUUCCUCAGUCCAGGGAGAAGAUCAUCGCUGCCCUCUUCAAGGCCCUGAAUUCCACGAAUAGUGAGCUGCAGGAGGCUGGAGAAGCCUGUAUGAGAAAGUUUUUAGAAGGUGCUACCAUAGAAGUGGAUCAAAUUCAUACACAUAUGCGGCCUUUGUUGAUGAUGCUGGGGGAUUAUCGAAGCCUGACACUGAAUGUCGUGAAUCGUCUCACUUCAGUUACCAGGCUCUUCCCAAACUCCUUCAAUGAUAAAUUUUGUGAUCAGAUGAUGCAACAUCUACGAAAGUGGAUGGAAGUGGUGGUCCUCACCCAUAAAGGGGGCCAGAGGAGCGACGGAAACGAAAUGAAAAUUUGUUCGGCAAUUAUAAACCUUUUUCAUCUGAUCCCAGCUGCACCUCAGACUCUCGUCAAGCCUUUGUUAGAGGUUGUGAUGAAAACAGAACGGGCUAUGUUGAUUGAGGCCGGCAGUCCGUUCAGAGAGCCUCUCAUCAAGUUCUUGACUCGGCACCCCUCACAGACGGUGGAGCUGUUCAUGAUGGAAGCCACACUGAACGAUCCCCAGUGGAGCAGAAUGUUUAUGAGUUUUUUAAAACACAAAGAUGCCAGACCUCUGCGAGAUGUGCUGGCCGCUAACCCCAACAGGUUCAUCACCCUGCUGCUGCCCGGUGGCCCCCAGACCGCCGUGCGCCCUGGCUCGCCCAGCACCAGCACCCUGCGCCUGGACCUCCAGUUUCAGGCCAUCAAGAUCAUAAGUAUUAUAGUUAAAAACGAUGACUCCUGGCUGGCCAAUCAGCAUUCUCUGGUGAGCCAGUUGAGGCGUGUGUGGGUUAGCGAGACCUUUCAAGAGAGACACCGGAAGGAGAAUAUGGCUGCCACCAACUGGAAGGAGCCCAAGCUGCUGGCCUACUGUCUGCUGAAUUACUGCAAAAGGAAUUAUGGAGACAUAGAAUUGCUCUUCCAGCUGCUCCGGGCCUUUACUGGUCGUUUUCUCUGCAACAUGACGUUCUUGAAAGAGUACAUGGAGGAAGAGAUUCCCAAAAACUACAGCAUCGCUCAAAAGCGUGCCCUGUUUUUCCGUUUUGUGGACUUCAGCGACCCCAACUUUGGAGAUGAACUGAAAGCCAAGGUUCUGCAGCAUAUCUUGAAUCCUGCUUUCUUAUACAGCUUUGAGAAGGGAGAUGGGGAGCAGCUCCUAGGACCUCCCAACCCAGAAGGCGAUAACCCGGAGAGCAUCACCAGUGUGUUUAUAACCAAGGUGCUGGACCCGGAGAAGCAGGCGGACAUGCUGGACUCGCUGAGGAUCUACCUCCUGCAGUACGCCACGCUGCUGGUGGAGCACGCCCCGCACCACAUCCACGACAACAACAAGAACCGCAACAGCAAGCUGCGCCGCCUCAUGACCUUCGCGUGGCCCUGCCUGCUGUCCAAGGCCUGCGUGGACCCGGCCUGCAAAUACAGCGGACACUUGCUUCUGGCGCACAUCAUUGCCAAGUUUGCCAUACACAAGAAGAUCGUCCUUCAGGUCUUUCACAGUCUCCUCAAGGCUCAUGCGAUGGAGGCUCGAGCCAUCGUGAGACAGGCGAUGGCCAUCUUGACUCCGGCGGUGCCGGCCAGGAUGGAGGACGGGCACCAGAUGCUGACGCACUGGACGAGGAAGAUCAUUGUGGAGGAGGGCCACACGGUCCCGCAGCUCGUUCACAUCCUGCAUUUGAUCGUGCAGCACUUUAAGGUCUACUACCCUGUGCGGCAUCACUUGGUGCAGCACAUGGUCAGCGCCAUGCAGAGGUUGGGCUUCACGCCCAGCGUCACCAUCGAGCAGAGGCGGCUGGCCGUGGACCUGUCUGAAGUCGUCAUCAAGUGGGAGUUGCAGAGGAUCAAGGACCAGCAGCCGGAUUCAGACAUGGACUCAAAUUCAAGUGGCGAAGGAGUCAACUCUGUUUCAUCUUCCAUUAAAAGAGGCCUGUCGGUGGAUUCCGCCCAGGAAGUGAAACGCUUUAGGACGGCCACUGGAGCCAUCAGCGCGGUGUUCGGAAGGAGCCAGUCGCUGCCUGGAGCCGACUCCCUUCUUGCCAAACCCAUUGAUAAACAGCACACGGACACAGUGGUGAACUUCCUCAUCCGCGUGGCUUGUCAGGUUAACGACAAUACCAACACUGCGGGGUCUCCUGGGGAGGUGCUGUCUCGCCGGUGUGUGACUCUCCUGAAGACUGCCUUGCGCCCAGACAUGUGGUCCAAGUCUGAGCUCAAACUGCAGUGGUUUGACAAGCUCCUGAUGAGUGUGGAGCAGCCUAAUCAAGUCAACUAUGGAAAUAUUUGCACGGGAUUGGAAGUUCUGGGUUUCUUGCUCACUGUCUUGCAGUCUCCAGCCAUCCUCAGCAGCUUCAAACCUCUGCAGCGUGGGAUCGCUGCGUGCAUGACAUGCGCGAACACCAAGGUUCUCCGAGCGGUCCAUAGCCUUCUCUCCCGCCUAAUGAGCAUUUUCCCAACAGAGCCAAGCACUUCCAGCGUGGCCUCCAAGUACGAAGAGCUGGAGUGCCUCUAUGCGGCCGUCGGAAAGGUAAUCUAUGAAGGACUCACCAACUAUGAGAAGGCCACCAAUGCGAAUCCCUCCCAGCUCUUCGGGACCCUUAUGAUCCUCAAGUCCGCCUGCAGCAACAACCCGAGCUACAUCGACCGGCUCAUCUCGGUCUUCAUGCGCUCCCUGCAGAAGAUGGUCCGAGAGCACCUGAACCCACAGGCAGCGUCGGGCAGCACAGAAGCUACCUCAGCAGGAACAGGCGAGCUGGUGAUGCUGAGUCUGGAGCUGGUGAAAACGCGCCUGGCCGUCAUGAGCAUGGAGAUGAGGAAGAACUUCAUUCAGGCCAUCCUGACCUCCCUCAUUGAAAAGUCACCGGAUGCCAAAAUCCUCCGGGCUGUAGUGAAAAUCGUGGAAGAGUGGGUGAAAAACAAUUCCCCGAUGGCAGCCAGUCAGACACCUACACUCCGGGAGAAGUCCAUUUUGCUUGUGAAAAUGAUGGCCUACAUAGAAAAGCGCUUUCCGGAAGACCUUGAAUUAAAUGCCCAGUUUUUAGACCUCGUUAACUAUGUCUACAGGGAUGAGACGCUGUCUGGCAGUGAGCUGACUGCGAAACUCGAGCCAGCCUUCCUCUCCGGGCUGCGUUGCGCCCAGCCUCUCAUCAGGGCAAAGUUUUUCGAGGUUUUUGACAACUCUAUGAAACGUCGGGUAUACGAGCGCCUGCUUUACGUUACCUGUUCCCAGAAUUGGGAAGCCAUGGGGAACCACUUCUGGAUUAAGCAGUGCAUUGAGCUGCUUCUGGCGGUGUGUGAGAAGAGCACUCCCAUUGGUACCAGCUGCCAAGGAGCCAUGCUCCCGUCCAUCACCAAUGUCAUCAACUUGGCUGACAGCCACGACCGAGCGGCCUUCGCCAUGGUCACACAUGUCAAGCAGGAGCCUCGGGAGCGAGAGAACAGCGAGUCCAAAGAGGAAGACGUGGAGAUUGACAUUGAGCUGGCCCCGGGAGACCAGACCAGCACGCCCAAAACCAAAGAGCUUUCUGAAAAGGACAUCGGAAACCAACUGCACAUGUUAACCAACAGACACGACAAAUUCCUUGACACUCUCCGGGAGGUGAAGACGGGAGCACUGCUCAGCGCUUUUGUCCAGCUCUGUCACAUUUCCACAACACUGGCAGAAAAGACGUGGGUCCAGCUUUUUCCCAGAUUGUGGAAAAUUCUGUCCGACAGACAGCAGCACGCUCUGGCUGGUGAGAUCAGCCCGUUCCUGUGCAGCGGCAGCCACCAGGUGCAGCGGGAUUGUCAGCCCAGCGCGCUGAACUGCUUCGUCGAGGCCAUGUCCCAGUGUGUCCCCCCAAUUCCCAUCAGGCCCUGCGUUCUGAAGUAUUUGGGGAAGACACACAACCUCUGGUUCCGGUCCACGUUAAUGCUGGAGCACCAGGCUUUUGAGAAAGGUCUGAGUCUGCAGAUUAAGCCGAAGCAAACCACGGAAUUUUAUGAGCAGGAGAGCAUAACUCCACCCCAGCAGGAGAUCCUGGACUCCCUGGCUGAACUGUACUCUCUGUUACAAGAGGAAGAUAUGUGGGCUGGUUUGUGGCAGAAGCGUUGCAAGUAUUCAGAGACAGCGACUGCCAUUGCUUACGAGCAGCACGGAUUCUUUGAGCAGGCACAAGAAUCUUACGAGAAGGCAAUGGACAAAGCCAAGAAGGAGCAUGAGAGGAGUAACGCGUCCCCUGCUAUCUUCCCAGAGUACCAGCUUUGGGAGGACCACUGGAUUCGGUGCUCGAAGGAGUUGAACCAAUGGGAAGCCUUGACGGAGUAUGGCCAGUCCAAAGGGCACAUAAACCCUUACCUCGUCCUCGAGUGUGCUUGGCGGGUGUCCAACUGGACCGCCAUGAAGGAGGCACUGGUGCAGGUGGAAGUAAGUUGCCCCAAAGAGAUGGCUUGGAAGGUCAACAUGUACCGCGGGUACCUGGCUAUCUGCCACCCCGAGGAGCAGCAGCUCAGCUUCAUCGAGCGCCUGGUGGAGAUGGCCAGCAGCUUGGCCAUCCGCGAGUGGCGGCGGCUGCCGCACGUGGUGUCGCACGUGCACACGCCUCUUCUCCAGGCAGCCCAGCAAAUCAUUGAGCUUCAGGAAGCUGCACAAAUAAACGCAGGCUUGCAGCCGACCAACCUGGGCCGGAACAAUAGCCUACAUGACAUGAAGACGGUGGUGAAGACUUGGAGGAACCGGCUGCCCAUCGUGUCUGAUGACUUGUCCCACUGGAGCAGCGUGUUCAUGUGGAGGCAGCAUCAUUACCAGGGUAAACCUACCUGGUCCGGCAUGCAUUCAUCAUCGAUUGUAACUGCAUAUGAAAACAGUUCUCAGCACGAUCCAAGUUCAAACAAUGCCAUGCUCGGGGUGCAUGCGUCUGCUUCUGCGAUCAUCCAGUAUGGGAAGAUUGCCCGAAAACAAGGACUGGUCAAUGUAGCUCUGGACAUACUAAGUCGUAUUCACACUAUUCCAACUGUGCCUAUUGUGGAUUGCUUCCAGAAGAUUCGACAGCAAGUCAAAUGCUACCUCCAGCUGGCAGGAGUCAUGGGGAAGAACGAGUGUAUGCAGGGCCUUGAAGUUAUUGAAUCUACAAACCUAAAAUACUUCACAAAAGAGAUGACUGCUGAGUUUUACGCCCUGAAGGGAAUGUUCUUGGCUCAGAUCAACAAAUCUGAGGAAGCAAACAAAGCCUUUUCUGCAGCCGUACAAAUGCACGACGUGCUGGUGAAAGCUUGGGCCAUGUGGGGCGACUACCUGGAGAACAUCUUCGUGAAGGAGCGGCAGCUGCACCUCGGGGUGUCCGCCAUCACCUGUUACCUGCACGCCUGCCGGCAUCAGAAUGAGAGCAAAUCGAGGAAAUACUUAGCCAAGGUGCUGUGGCUUCUGAGUUUUGAUGACGACAAAAAUACUUUGGCAGAUGCUGUCGACAAGUACUGCAUCGGCGUGCCGCCCAUCCAGUGGCUGGCCUGGAUCCCCCAGCUGCUCACCUGCCUGGUUGGCUCCGAGGGAAAGCUGCUUUUGAACCUUAUUAGCCAGGUUGGACGCGUGUAUCCCCAGGCGGUCUACUUUCCCAUCCGGACCCUGUACCUGACCCUGAAAAUAGAGCAGCGGGAACGCUACAAGAGCGAUUCUGGACAGCAGCAGCCAAGUUCAGUGGGUAACCAGUCCCAUUCUGCAUCAGAUCCAGGGCCCAUAAGAGCAACAGCACCAAUGUGGCGCUGCAGCCGAAUCAUGCACAUGCAGCGAGAACUGCACCCAACACUUCUGUCUUCCCUGGAAGGCAUCGUCGAUCAGAUGGUCUGGUUCAGAGAAAACUGGCACGAAGAGGUUCUCAGGCAGCUCCAGCAGGGCCUGGCGAAAUGUUACUCUGUUGCAUUUGAGAAAAGCGGAGCGGUGUCGGAUGCCAAAAUUACCCCCCACACUCUAAAUUUUGUCAAGAAGUUGGUGAGCACGUUCGGAGUGGGCCUAGAGAACGUGUCCAACGUCUCGACCAUGUUCUCCAGCGCGGCCUCUGAGUCCCUGGCCAGGCGGGCACAGGCCACCGCCCAGGACCCUGUCUUCCAGAAGCUAAAGGGCCAGUUCACAACCGAUUUUGACUUCAGCGUUCCAGGAUCCAUGAAGCUACAUAAUCUUAUCUCUAAGUUGAAAAAGUGGAUCAAAAUCCUGGAGGCUAAAACCAAGCAGCUUCCAAAGUUCUUCCUCAUAGAAGAAAAGUGCCGGUUUUUGAGCAAUUUCUCAGCACAGACCGCUGAAGUAGAAAUUCCAGGGGAAUUUCUGAUGCCAAAGCCGACACAUUAUUACAUCAAGAUUGCUAGGUUUAUGCCCAGGGUGGAAAUUGUGCAGAAGCACAACACGGCGGCCAGGAGACUGUACAUCCGCGGGCACAACGGCAAGAUCUACCCGUACCUCGUCAUGAACGACGCCUGCCUGACGGAGUCCCGGCGAGAGGAGCGCGUCCUGCAGCUGCUCCGGCUGCUGAACCCCUGUUUGGAGAAGAGAAAGGAAACCACAAAGAGGCACUUAUUUUUCACAGUUCCUCGAGUUGUGGCGGUGUCCCCUCAGAUGCGCCUCGUGGAGGACAACCCCUCUUCUCUUUCCCUCGUGGAGAUCUACAAGCAGCGCUGUGCGAAGAAGGGCAUCGAGCACGACAACCCCAUCUCCCGCUACUAUGACAGACUGGCCACGGUGCAGGCACGCGGGACCCAGGCCAGCCACCAGGUCCUCCGAGACAUCCUCAAGGAGGUUCAGAGUAACAUGGUACCACGCAGCAUGCUCAAGGAGUGGGCUCUGCACACGUUCCCCAACGCCACGGACUACUGGACGUUCCGGAAGAUGUUCACCAUCCAGCUCGCCCUGAUUGGCUUUGCAGAGUUCGUCUUGCAUUUAAAUAGACUCAACCCCGAGAUGUUACAGAUCGCUCAGGACACCGGCAAACUGAACGUGGCCUAUUUCCGAUUUGAUAUAAACGACGCGACCGGGGACUUAGAUGCCAACCGUCCCGUCCCUUUCCGCCUCACCCCCAACAUUUCCGAGUUUCUGACCACCAUCGGCGUCUCCGGCCCAUUGACAGCCUCCAUGAUCGCUGUCGCCCGGUGCUUCGCCCAGCCCAACUUCAAGGUGGAUGGCAUCCUGAAAACCGUGCUUAGGGACGAGAUCAUUGCUUGGCACAAAAAAACGCAGGAGGACACCUCUUCUCCUCUCUCGGCUGCCGGCCAGCCCGAGAACAUGGACAGCCAGCAGCUGGUCUCCCUGGUGCAGAAGGCCGUCACCGCCAUCAUGACCCGCCUGCACAACUUGGCCCAGUUCGAAGGCGGGGAGAGCAAAGUGAACACCCUGGUGGCCGCCGCAAACAGCCUGGACAACCUGUGCCGCAUGGACCCCGCCUGGCACCCGUGGCUGUGAGCGCGCCCGCCCUGCCGCCCAGAAUGGGAAGCACGCCCGCCGGCUGCUGGGCCUCCUCUCGGCUUCACCCGCCGUGUUCACGGAGGCCCCGACAGCGCGUGUGCAAACGCGGGUAAAUGGAGUUCUAGAGGAGCUGCCUGUUAACGGCGGCAGAGCGGAAACGUCUAGGCUUUUAAAAUUCCCUUGCAGGAACCAGGACUCUCCGGUCUGGAAUUUCUUUGUGAAACCUUUUUUAUCGUACUCCUUCCUGCGUGUGAACGUACAGAUGGAACUGUAGGAGACAAUUCUAUAUUGUCCGUUUUUAACUCAGAAAUGACACCUCACAGGAGCCUUGUGCUUUUGUACAGACCUUUGUAACAAGUGUACAGAAAACCCACUUUGUUAGAGAAACAGGAAAUUAUGAACAAGUCGAGCUGGUUUUUCUCUAAGCACAGACUUUUAUGCUGUACGUAACUGGCUCCGGGAUCUCCUUGCGCGUUGGAUGUGGGUCAGCACGGCCUCGUCACCCUGCGGGGACGCCGUUCCUCACGCGGUGGAUUCAGAUCCCGCCGGGAGAAAACUGAGCCCCGGGGGCGGCAGGUGAAUCUGAGGCUUUUCAUCGGCUGGCUCUUCGGACGCCUUCUUGACAUUUACUAUCAUUGUACCAGGAAAAAAACCUUUUCCUUCCUAAUUUAAAAAGAAACAGCAAGAAAAGUUUGUCCGUUCACUCCAGUCUGUCAUGUUCACAUUUUUAUAAAUAUGAGCAUUGAGAAUGUUCUAUCUAAAUUUGUACAGUGUGAUUUUUUUUUUUUUUUUUAGAAUAAAUAUUUUAUAAAAGGA
Messenger RNA from Panthera uncia (snow leopard), 12817 nucleotides. It is a transcript of the gene TRRAP, whose product is annotated as transformation/transcription domain associated protein. Lineage: Eukaryota; Metazoa; Chordata; Mammalia; Carnivora; Felidae. The record is from RefSeq and is a predicted model, not a curated record. The coding region runs from base 419 to 11998 and encodes 3859 amino acids. Gene Ontology annotation, biological process: DNA repair; regulation of DNA-templated transcription. Gene Ontology annotation, molecular function: protein binding; transcription coregulator activity. The transcript has 71 exons. Gene Ontology annotation, cellular component: nucleus; NuA4 histone acetyltransferase complex; SAGA complex.